AUGUUCCCGGCGUUUGGCUUUGUGGCGGCUUCAGCAUAUCUGAGCGUAGGGUUGAUCGAAAGGACCAGUGCUGCAGAUCCCAGAGGCAACGGAGUUUCUUCCCUCUCUAAUCCUGAAUAUCCAGUUGAAAAUGUUACACAGGAAAAGUUCCUAAUGGCGACUACCGAAACAGCUGCGCUAUCAAAAAUCCCUGUGGUGUGGGCUGCGCUGUCCGGAGCUGUCUGCGCAGCAUUGUUCCUCGUUCUGAAAUACAUUCAGCCCUCCACCUCCUCCCAGAAAGAAGCUGGAGAAGCAAUUCGAUCCCAUCGUACAAGGAAGGACGCAGAGGGAGAUGAAAGUUUGGAGGGAGAUGAGGGACUGGCUGGUGCUGGUGAUGGAGAGAGUGGGGAGGAGGAUGCAGCUUCUUCCCAUGAUGAAACUAAGGUAGGGGGAGGGGCUUCUGGCUUUGUUAUGGAACAAGAAGAAUCCGAAGAAGAGGGCAUAAUGACACCUUACCAUCAAUCUGGUGCCAUUAACACUGACGAUGACAAAAGUGAAGCAGAUACUGAGGAUGAUGAGGAUGCCAGCAUCCACAGAGUGGAUGAUCUGAUCGGUCCCGACCCCAUCCCAGAGAGAGGCCAGCCAUGGCCACCAGCAGACCCCGCAGUUACUCUGGGGAGAAAAGAGGUGGAGGAAAGGGUGGAAGAUAUGCAGAAUAUCGUGGAUUGCAUUGAGGGGAGUGAGAGAGCAAAACCUUUUAGAGGCAGCCGAGGUCAUUCGUUUACUUAUCUGCUGUGGCAGGCAUUCUACUGCAGCCAGAAGAACCUAAAUGCUGAAUGCGGCCCAGAUGUUCCUAGGGAACUAAAUAAAAAUUUCAGAGAGCUUGUUCAGAAAAUGGAAGACCUAAUCUUUGCGUACCGUUUUGAACAAGGAGCGGGAAAUGAUUUACGACGACUAGUGACGAUAGGCAAUGCUUUACGCACAAUCGAAGUGGUCGACGGGCGGGAGAGCAGCAGGGGUCUCUGUGGGGAACAUUGGGUGGCUGGCUGGAGCUCAUAG
Molecule: messenger RNA, 1038 nt
Organism: Eimeria maxima
Lineage: Eukaryota; Apicomplexa; Conoidasida; Eucoccidiorida; Eimeriidae
Exons: 2
Coding region: 1-1038 (345 amino acids)
Source: RefSeq, a predicted model, not a curated record